This is a messenger RNA of Entamoeba dispar SAW760, 618 nucleotides long. Its product is annotated as HD domain-containing protein, putative. Lineage: Eukaryota; Evosea; Mastigamoebida; Endamoebidae. Gene Ontology annotation, molecular function: guanosine-3',5'-bis(diphosphate) 3'-diphosphatase activity. Bases 1 to 618 code for a protein of 205 amino acids. The record is from RefSeq and is a predicted model, not a curated record. The transcript has 2 exons.
AUGAAUUUAGAUUUUGAUUUUUUCUUGUCUGUAUUAGAAUUUGCUACACACAAACACCGAUUUCAACUUAGAAAAGAUGGCGCGUCCUAUAUUGAACAUCCAAUUAAAGUAUGUAAAAUAUUAAAAGAUGCAGGUAUUAAUGAUAUUGAGAUAUUGAGUGGUGCAUUAUUACAUGAUACUGUAGAAGACACAAACACCACAUUUGAAGAAUUAGAAGAACAUUUUGGUAAACAAAUUACUCAAUAUGUACGUGAGGUAACAGAUGAUAAAAAACUUGAUAAAGUAACAAGAAAAAAAUUACAAAUUGAGCAUAGUGGAACAAUUUCUUAUGGUGGCAAAAUGAUUAAAUAUGCAGAUAAAAUACAAAACAUGGGAUCAAUUAUUUCUACUGUGCCAUGCCCAUUUAAACCAUACGAAGUAGCUCAAGGGUAUAUGGUUUGGGGGAAAAAAGUAAGUGAAGCAUUUAGAGGAAUUAAUAGUAUAUUGGACAAACAAUUUGAUGAAAUUUUAAAGGGGAAUAUAACAGAUGAUAAUGGAAAAAUUUAUCCUGCUUUACCAGAAGGAAAUCUAGACGAAUUUUUACUUCAUUAUUACGAUUUAAUUCAUGACCAAAAAUAA